Molecule: messenger RNA, 2608 nt
Organism: Callithrix jacchus (white-tufted-ear marmoset)
Lineage: Eukaryota; Metazoa; Chordata; Mammalia; Primates; Cebidae
Source: RefSeq, a predicted model, not a curated record
AUGCGGCAGUCCUCCGACCCGCACGACUUCAAACCGGGGCCUGAGCCUCCAGAGUACCCCUUAUUUCCCAGAGCCAUGACAGUUCUGUGCCCUCCCCCUCAGGCUGCAACUUCCAGAGUCUGCGGAAGGGGAGUUGGCAGGUGCAAGUGUCUGGGCGAAGUGCUGCGCCUAGCUCAGUUGGUGGCGGUCUCUGCCUCGUCCGCAGGUCCAGGGAAGGCUCCUUGCCUGGCGCUGCCCCGACUGACGCGGUCGGAGAAGAGCGGAGCGCGGAAACUACGGCGAUUGAGUCCUCCGAGGCUGCGAGCGUCGCUGUCGCCGUCGCUGCCGCUGCUGAGUGGUUUCCUCCUUGCGGCUGCAAGGGGGGAGAAGGGGGCAGCUGGCAACGUGGUGGAGCCGGUACCUGGGCCGGCGGGCGGCUCCUCGGGUCGCUUCCUGAGCCCCGAACAGCACCCGUGCAGCUGGCAGCUCUUGCUGCCCGCCCCGGGGGCCACAGCUGGCAGUGAGCUCGCGCUGCUCUGCCAGAGCCGGGACGGGGCGCGCCACCGGUGCCCCUACCGCGGGGAGCAGGAGAGCUGCGCCGCCUACGCCGCUAGUCGCUCGCACUUCUGGAAGCAGGUGAUGGGCCGCCUGCGUCACGACCCCGCGCCGCUCCAGGCCCGCUUGUGCGCGGGCAAGAAGGGCCACAGGGCUGAGCUGCGGCUAGAGCCCCGCGCGUCCCCAACCGCACGCCCCACCGCCGCGGGAUUCGCCGGGAAGCCCAAGCCCAAGCCCGGGGCCGGGAGCCGGGGACGGCCUCGGGAGCGUGCGCCCGGCGCUGCCGCAGGGACACCGCUUCCCCAAAGCGCACCGCCCAAAGAAAAGCCCUCUGAGAGGAAGACCAAAGGGGGCAAGAGAAAGGCGGCCUCGGUCCCCAACGAGGAGCGACUUGGGACCGGGCCCGACCCCGACGGGCUGGACCGGAACGCGGAGCUCACGGAGACCUACUGCGCUGAGAAGUGGCACUCCUGCAACUUCUUUGUCAAUUUCUGGAACGGCUGAGGCUGCCUGCCAGCCCAGGGAGGGAUGAGGGAGAAGGCGUGGGGAAGUGAAAGCUAAGAGCAGCUUAGACCAGGGCUUACCAUGACAGAGAGGAGUCCAGGUUCUAGUAUGGGGCAGGGCAGGGUGAGGGUGGGGUGCUUGGGAUGAGAGUGUAAGGGGUAUGGAGAAUCUCUGGGAUAGCAGAGAAAUUAAAAAAUUUGAAGAGACUCAGUCCUGAUUAAGAGCAGGAAAAAUAAUGGAAACAGAAAUAGGCGUACCUUAAAUGUGCAAAACCGGAGACUGGGGAAAGAAUCGAGGCAGAGAAAGGCUAAGAAUAAGGAGGAGACAGAGUGACUAAAGUGAUGUGAGUCCCACGUGGGGAGGAGGAUGCAAUGUUUAUUGUUUAACAUUUCUGUUAAAGGCAGCCAUAAGAAAUUGACAACCUGAGCCAGGUCGAAUCAAUGUCUUCUCACCUAAUCAGCUAACAAGACUGCAGACUUUCUAUUAUUGUUUUUCCUUGAGAUGGAGUCUUGCUCUGUUGCCCAGGCUGGAGUGCCGUGGUACAAUCCCGGCUCACUGCAACCUCUGCUCCCUGCAAGGUUCAAGCGAUUCUCCCGCCUCAGCCUCCUGAGUAGCUGGGAUUAUAGGCAUCUGCCACCACGCCUGUAUUUUUAGUAGAGACUGGGUUUCACCAUGUUGAUUAGGCUGGUCUUGAACUCCUGACCUCGUGAUCCACCCACCUCAGCCUCCCAAAAUGCUGAGAUUACAGGUGUGAGCCACCGUGCCCAGCCUAAGACUGCAGUCGUUUUUCCCCUUUCUGAAUUGGUAGGAACUUGGAUGCCACGUGGUGGUUGUCAUAGAUAACCUCUAAAGGGACAGAAGCCUCGCAGGUGGAAACUGGCUCCAGGGGAAGAUUUUCAGAAUGAUUGCCUUUCCAUUCUUUUAGAAGGACUACUUUUUUUUUUUUUUAAGACAAGGUCUGGCUUGCCCAGGCUGGAGUGCAGUGGCUAUUCACAGAUGCAAUCAUAGGCACUGCAGUCUCCAACUCCUGGCCUCAAGGGAUCCUCACAUCUUAGCCUCCAGAAUAGCGGGGAAUAGCUGGGACUACAAACAUGCACCGCUGCACGUGGCUUAGAAGUGCUACUUUAUUUUUAUUUUUGAGACAGGGAGUCUUGUGUUGUCUGGUCUGAAGUGCAAUGGUCCAAUUAUGGCUCACUGCAGCCUUGACAUUCCAGUCUCAAGUGAUCCUCUUGCCUCAGCCUCCAGAGUAGCUCCAACUACAGUGGUGUGCCACUAGAAGUGCUACUUUUUAAUGAAAUGAUGACUAAUGUUCUAGAACUUUCCCAUUAACCUGUAUUCAGAAGUAAAUUAUGGAUGUUGAGUACUCCAGUAAAAAGUAUUCUCUUUAUAUUUGAUAUUUUUUAAAAGAGCUAAAAUGUAAGUAUGUGUCUCAGUCAUUUUGAUCAUUAUGGAAGUUGUAUCUCUCUGUUUUAUGUAACUAAUUGUUAAUGUAUUUCAUUUUUAGUGUGAUGUAAUGAUAGACUGUGUAUGUUAGGUGCUCAAUAAAAACCGUAUAGUUAGAUUUAAAGAA